Messenger RNA from Necator americanus (New World hookworm), 414 nucleotides. RefSeq lists its product as uncharacterized. The record is from RefSeq and is a predicted model, not a curated record. NCBI's taxonomy places the organism in Eukaryota, Metazoa, Nematoda, Chromadorea, Rhabditida, Ancylostomatidae. Bases 1 to 414 code for a protein of 137 amino acids. The transcript has a single exon.
AUGGGAGUGAAGGUUGAUGGUCGGCAGCUACACCAUUUGCGCUUUGCUGAUGACAUCGUACUGAUGACACCUAGCAUCAGCCAAGCGGAACGAAUGCUGACCGAAUUCGACGAAACAUGUGAAUGUAUCGGUCUUCAGCUGAAUCUACAAAAGACGAUGUUCAUGCGGAACGGAUGGGUUUCGGAUGCCCCAUUCACGCUCAACGAAACGAACAUAUCCGAAUGCACCAGCUACGUUUAUCUGGGUCGGGAUCUAAACACGAUGAACGACCUGACCCCCCAGCUGGGCAGGAGGAGACGAGCGGCUUGGGGAGUGUACAAGAGCAUCGAGGAUGUAGUGAAGAAGACCAAGAACACCCGGCUCCGUGCUCACCUCUUCAACACCACCGUACUUCUGCUUCUGCUCCUGCUUUGA